Messenger RNA from Chara braunii, 1859 nucleotides. Lineage: Eukaryota; Viridiplantae; Streptophyta; Charophyceae; Charales; Characeae. The record is from the annotation of a GenBank genome assembly.
UCAGGGUUCCUGUGGGGAACAGGUGCAGCACAUUGGCAGUGACCGUCCGAGAAGGAUGGCGUCAGCACCCACGGCUUGUGAUGAUGUUUUCAUGCCGCCGCUCCCUUUUUUGGAACUUUCUGAUGCAUCUACAGAGUACAUCAACACGCUGCGGCAGCAAUUGGUGGCAAGGGCGAUGCAAGCAGACGGGCUGCCUGCUAGUGCUAACAACACUGGAGGUCGUGGAGCCUCGCCGCCUGCGUUUUUCAGAUCCGCCGAAGGUAGGAGGGGUUCCUCGCUGCCAGCUCAGAGGGGUUUGGACAGGCAAAUGGUCAAUGAAGCAGGUGGCAGUUUGUGGGAUGUUGGGCCGGGUUCCCGACAGACUGCCUGCGGACCUUCGCCGGUGGGAGGCCAGGUAUCACCAGCACCUGGCCGUGGCAAAGGGUUGACUACGCCCUCUGGGCCUGUCUUCAUGUCGUCCCCCUCUAGCGGAUGUGGUGGCCUGGUUGAUUCCUUCGCCGACAUCUGUUUGACGCCGCCUUGUACGACAGCACAAGGGUUCGCUUCGGCAGCGGAAGGGGCGGGGUCUGCCGGGAUCGCGUCUAGGUGGACAGGGCCCGUGAUGUUGCCAGCAGGUAGAGCUUUUAGUGCAUUCCAGCCUUUCAGUGCUGACUCAAUUGACGCACAUCAGGGGGGUGCGGAGACCUUCGGCGGAAGUGCCGGUGCGGCCAUGUGUGUGCCGGUGGAGAGUGGUGGUGACAAGGGGGGGGCUUGUGGUUCGCAAAAGGGGGACUGCGGCGAUGCGCGUGGACGUCCCUGUCCACAAAAUCCCCCGGGUGGGGCGGGGCCAGCAGGUAUGCAGGCGUGCGGAGGUGGCCAAGAUCCCGCGGUUGGCAUGCAGUGGACUGCAAUCCAGUCUCCAGUGCCUUCGCGUCAUGACCGUGGGGGGAUUGCAGACACCGCGUCACGUGGGCAGGUCGAUUGCAAUGUUGACCUGUAUAUGCAAGACGACGAGUGGGGCGGCAACGGCAUCUUAUCUGGGGACACGGUUCUCGUGCAUUCGCCGAACAGAGACAAUGAAGCAGAUGACGAAAAUGAUGGCAACGGGAUAGGAUCACAAGCAGACGAGGGCACCGAACCGCAUGGGGUUCAUAGCACGCAGGAGGGUUGUAAUGGCAGCCAAGAACCGUUGUCGUCGCAACGAGAGACAACCCAGUUGGAUGCUGAUGGUUCCCGGGGAGCGGCACGCACCCGCAAACGAGGGGAUUGGGCCCAUCUUGACACCAUGGCACUUAUACGUGCAAAAGGUGAGCGGAAUCCAUCCGUGGCCUGUCGUUGUCAAGACCCUUCCAUUCGUGAGAGCAAUUAGCACACCAAUCAAUAACUCACCCCACAAAUCCUUCAGCCAGUCCGAAAAUAAAACUCUCUCUCUCUCUCUCUCUCUCUCUCUCUCUCUCUCUCUCUCUCUCUCUCUCUCUCUCUCCCCCCAUAUCUAUCCACUCCAUAUAUCUAUGUGUCUAUCUAUCUAUUACACACACACAUAUGCAACCCAGAACACAAGCACACACGCCACACACGCCACACACGCACACACGCACACACGCACACACGCACACACGCACACACGCACACAAGCGCACACAAGGGCACACACACGCGCACCCGCGCACACACACACGGACACUCCAAGUUUUUUCGGACCUUCGAGGGGGUCGGGUCGGUGCCUUCUUGCUGGAGUAGUGUUCUGUCGUAGGUAAGUUGUCUUCUGCCCUCCGCAUCCCCUUAUGGUUUGAAAAAUCUAUAUGAAUACAUAUGUAUAUGUGCAAGUGUGCCGCUUUGGUGGCAGAGACGGGUGUGUGGGCACUUGGAGCUUAACCACA